GUUUGGAAGCAGACAAUCUGUGGCUGAUCCAAGGGCUGAUCCUUAAAAAUGUAAUGUUUGUAAAUAGUUGAUUUUUUAUAAUAUUUUCAAUUAAUUAAUUAAUAAUGGAUUUAAGUUCAUUCAAGUAUAGAAAUCCAAUUUGAAAACAACAGAAAAUAGGAAUUACCGCUUUUAAAGGACGAUCGCAUUUAAAAAGGUGUUCAGGGUAUUCUUUUGUAUUAUAUAUGAAAUUAAAACCCAUUGUUUUUAUUUAAAAUGGACCGAAUGACAAAGCAGGAAAUAAAUAUCCGCCGAUUGCUAAGAAUUUCUGAAGCAAUGGCAAAAAAUGAUAUAAGCACAAACUGGAAACUGGAGAAGUAUACAGAAACUUUAGAUGACAUGAUUGAAAAACUAAAUGAUUCUGCGUUUAAACUGCCCAAGGAUACUAUAGGAGAGUACGUCAAAAGAGUUGACUUUUUAAAAAAUAUAAUUGGUACCUCCAAAUUAAAAGAUGCAGUAGAGAAAGUGGUCGCUACUCAAAUGGUUUCGACUGGUAUAUACUCUACAGAUGAAUACCAUGGUUCUAACAUUAUGACUCAAAUACAUCAGAAGACAAGCUCUAAAUAUAAUCAAGAAUUACGGUCAGAGUUAUUCAAGCCUACAGGUAAAAAGGACCAAGAAUUGUCUGAUUCUACUGUAGAUACUGAUGACACAAGUGCAGUCUUAAAAUAUAAUAGUAAAAUGCAUGAAAAUAUUGCAAAUAAUAUUCUUCUAAUGACGAGAAGUAUGAGAGAGCACGCAACUAUAGCCAGUGGAAUUAUUCGAAGGGAUAUCAGAACUUUAGAAAAUAGCAAUAAACUCACCGAAGGAAAUCAUUUGAAUUUAAAGUCAGAGUCUCUUAAACUCGGUGAACAUACAAAGUCUAAUUGGAGGUGUUGGGUUUGGAUAAUGGUUGCUUUCGUCCUAAUAGUAUUUUUCAAUAUGAUUCUGUUCAUGAAGGUCGCAAGAAAAAAAACGUAAUGUUCUUGGAUAUUGUUGCUACUCUUGAGUAGAAUGGAAAAACCUUUUUUUUGUUUAUAAUAUAGGAAAAAAGUAAAAUAAUAAUAAAGU
Leptopilina heterotoma is the source of this 1089-nucleotide messenger RNA. RefSeq names its product vesicle transport protein USE1 (gene Use1). Gene Ontology annotation, molecular function: SNAP receptor activity. The transcript is spliced from 6 exons. NCBI's taxonomy places the organism in Eukaryota, Metazoa, Arthropoda, Insecta, Hymenoptera, Figitidae. Gene Ontology annotation, cellular component: endoplasmic reticulum; SNARE complex. Bases 256 to 999 code for a protein of 247 amino acids. Gene Ontology annotation, biological process: retrograde vesicle-mediated transport, Golgi to endoplasmic reticulum. The record is from RefSeq and is a predicted model, not a curated record.